This is a messenger RNA of Ceutorhynchus assimilis (cabbage seed weevil), 3108 nucleotides long. The record is from the annotation of a GenBank genome assembly. Lineage: Eukaryota; Metazoa; Arthropoda; Insecta; Coleoptera; Curculionidae.
AUUAGGUCCAUCAAAUACGUUGUUUUCCAUGUUUUAUGGAUGUUCACCCAAAUCCCAUAUAUUCAUAUUUGAAAUAAGCAAUAGGUGGGAACAAGAUGGCCGCGUUUUCAAUAUGAAUAUAUGGGAUUUUAGAUAGAACCAAUCAAAAAUAAGACAGCAAUUGUCGCCACUGUGGGUAAUAGAGUCACUGUAACCCGUGGCACAAAGCAGGAAAGUGCGCUGCUCCAUGCUCCAUAGUCCAUGCGAGAUUUGGGGAGAGCGUUCAAGUCGAACACGUGAAUCCCGCCGAGAGAAAUACUCCGUUUUAAGCCGAACAUGUAAAUCCGUUUCGGAUCGCUUUUUGAUCAGUCGGGUGAAAUUUUGAGCCAUAAGUCGAAAGCGCUAUUUAUAACAAAACGUGCUCUGUAAUCACCCUGUAAUACCUACCUAACCUCACUUUUUUUUACUUGAUGGAUUUUUCCCAAGGAUGUUUCGGAUUUUCCACUUAUCCCAGUGUUGUUGAUUUGUUGAUACUAACUGAUUGCUGAUUUAUUGAAUCCUAUCUUAUUUGUGCUAGUUGUGCUCUAAAUCCAGUUUAUUCAGCCUUUCAAAAUGACUUCUUUUGAAUUUAAAUGGACUAAAAACAAGAAACCAGAGGGCAGUAAGGUAAUUAAACUGAAAAAUACAAAAAGGAAACCUAUUCCAAUUAAAAAUCCAAGUGAAGAUCAGGAAAAACCAAAAGCAAAAAAUAUAGAAAUUAAUAGAAAUAUAAUAAAACCACAAUUCAAAGAAGUUGAGCAAGUUGUAUUUGAUAAUAACCCCACAAGUUUUAUUAAACGAAAAGGGAAAAAGGAUAAAUUGAAAAACAACAAUAAUCAAGACAGUCUCGCUGGUAAUAAAGUAGAAAUAUCAACAGCCAAGCAUCAUUCAUUGUUUUCCGAAAAGUACAAAAAUGUUCAUAUAAACCCAAAUGUUAGAGGCGCAUCAGUUGUAGAGAAAGUUUUCAGUGCCGGUAAUCAAUUCGGUGAACUCAAUAUUCACAAACAUAUUAUUUCUAAUCUUGAAAAACAUAAAUACACUCUUUUGACUAAUGUACAAGAAAAAGCAAUCCCAGAAGUCUUAUCAGGAAAAAAUUGUUUGAUAAGGUCUCAAACAGGAUCAGGAAAGACUCUUACCUAUGCAGUACCGAUUCUCAAUACACUCGUGAACAUAACGCCCAAACUUCAAAGGACAGAUGGUGUUCAGGCCAUUGUUGUGGUGCCCACUAGGGAACUUGCUUUGCAGACUCAUGAAUUGUUUAAUAAAUUGAAUACAUUUCAAUGGAUUAUCAUAGGUCAGAUAUGUGGAGGCGAAAAUAGGAAAACUGAAAAAGACAAAUUGAGAAGAGGAGUUCAUGUUUUAAUUGGAACACCCGGAAGGCUUCUGGACCACAUGCUUCAUACUGCUGCAUUUAAUGUCAAACAUGUUAGGUGUCUAGUACUAGAUGAGGCUGAUCGACUUUUGGAUAUGGGUUUCAAAAAGGAUAUUGUAAGAUUAGUUGAAGAAAUUGACAGUCACAAAGGAAAUUCUUCCUAUGAUCCCUUAGCUAUGUUGAAAGGGCAAAAAGCUUCAAAAACUAAUGAAGAAAAGACCACACAAAAUGAUGAAAGACAAACUCUUUUAUUAUCAGCAACAUUAACUAAAGGCAUAGCUGAAUUAGCAGAUUUUACUAUGAAAAAGCAUGUAUACAUUGAUGCUCUAGAUGAAUCAGCAACAACAAAUCCAGAUCAUAUGAUUAUACCAAACACCGUAAAACAAGAAUAUAUUCUUACCUUUGUCAAGCAUCGCUUAGUAACUCUGUCAGCCUUCCUGGUAUCUAAAGCAAAAGAAAAUAGUAAAACGUUUGUUUUUAUGGCUACUACUCAAAUGGUGGACUUUCAUUAUGAAUUAUUCACGAAAUAUUUACUUAAAAUGCCAAUAAAUAAGGGAAAACUGAAAAAUGGAGAUGUUUUAUUGCUGGACGAGGAGGACGAUAGUGAUGACGAAAUGCAAGCAUUGGAUAUGGAAAUAUUCAAGUUGCACGGUUCUAUGACUCAACAGGAGAGAAAAGCCGUUUUUAAUGGUUUCAGAAAAGCUGAGAAGGGAAUUUUGUUAUGUACUGAUAUAGCAGCCAGGGGCAUUGAUGUACCAGAAGCCGAUUGUAUUGUGCAAUAUACCGGUCCACAAUCAGAUGAAGAUUAUCUACAUAGAGUUGGACGAACAGGGAGAGCGGGAAAGUCUGGUUCGGCUAUCAUUUUCCUCACUCAUGAAGAACAAGAUUUCAUACCUCGUCUUCAAAAUCAUAAAGUCUUCCUUAAAGAACACGAUACUACCUUAUUGGACAAAAAUCUUACAGAAUUUAUGGAUGAACCUGACAAAUCGGAAGCUACUCUAGCUUUACAAAGGAGAUAUGAAACAGCUAUAGCAAAAGAUAAAGAGUUACAUAGAAAAGCUUGUUUUGCAUAUUCUUCUUGGUCCAGGUUCUACAGUGGAUUUCCAAUUAAAAUGAAGUCGGUUUUUGACUUAAAAAGAGUAAACAUUGGUCAUUAUGUCACUAGUUUUGGAUUACAAGAAUCCCCAACUACAGUGGCUAGGAUCGUCCGAGGACAGGCUACAAAAAGUGAACCUAAAAGACUAAAUAAGAAGCUUGCAAACCAUAUGGACAACGUAGAACUUAAAAUUCCAACACAGAAGAGGUCACGCAAGUCAGUUGGUUCAUCGACGUCAGAGUUUUCAAGCGGUUUGACACCUGCUAGAAAGAAACAGAAAAAGUACUAAUUUUAAUUUGUUUUUUGUAAGUUGUUAUUAUACAAAUUAUACAAUAAAAUGAGUAUUUUAUUAUUAAUAUUUUUUGUUAGAGAAAAAUUGGGAUUCCUAGAUGAAUUUUUUUUUCUCUUGAAUGUUCUGUUUUAAGAGUGGGAAUACGGAUACUGCCCUGUCGUAGAUGAUGCAACGCCUCUAUGUAAAAAAAAACACUCUAGAAAUGUUUUGAAAAAACUAUAACUAUUGUAAUUAUUAAAGGUCAUAAUUUUGUAAAUAGGGAACUUGCAAGUGAAGUAAAAUUUUCCAAAUUUGUUUUAAAUCGAUAGUUUAUGCUGCACAAUAUUCAUA